GUCGCCCGGCGGCUGCGGCGGCGGGGACGGCGGCGGGAGCCGCAAGAGCGGGGUCAUUCUGGACAUCGCCUCCCUGAAGAUGACGGAGCUGGAGUCCGAGGUGCUGCCGCUGCCACCCCGGUACCGCUUCCGCGAUCUGCUGCUGGGGGACCAGUCCUUCCAGAGCGACGACAGGGUGCAGGUCGAGUUCUACGUGAAUGAAAACACCUUCAAGGAGCGGCUGAAGCUCUUCUUCAUCAAGAACCAACGAUCCAGCCUGAGGAUCCGGCUCUUCAACUUCUCCCUGAAGCUGCUGACGUGCCUGCUGUACAUCGUGCGUGUGCUGCUGGACAACCCCGAGGAGGGCAUCGGCUGCUGGGAAUGUGAGAAGCAGAAUUACACAGCCUUCAACCAGUCCACCAACAUCAACUGGUCCCACAUCUUUUGGGUGGACAGGAAAACCCCUCUGUGGGCCGUGCAGGUCAGCAUCGCCCUCAUCAGCUUCCUGGAGACCAUGCUGCUCACCUAUCUCAGCUACAAGGGGAACAUCUGGGAGCAGAUUUUUCGCAUUUCCUUCGUCCUGGAGAUGAUCAACACGGUGCCCUUCAUCAUCACGAUAUUCUGGCCUCCUUUGCGGAAUUUGUUCAUUCCUGUGUUUCUGAACUGCUGGCUGGCCAAGUAUGCCCUGGAGAACAUGAUUAACGAUCUGCACCGAGCCAUCCAAAGGACACAGUCAGCAAUGUUCAACCAGGUGCUCAUCCUGAUCUGCACCCUCCUGUGUCUCGUUUUCACAGGGACCUGCGGCAUCCAGCACUUAGAAAGAGCAGGUGAGAAGCUCUCCCUCUUCAAGUCCUUCUACUUCUGCAUCGUCACCUUUUCCACCGUGGGCUACGGAGACGUGACACCGAAGAUUUGGCCGUCCCAGCUCCUCGUGGUGAUCAUGAUCUGCGUGGCCCUGGUGGUGCUGCCUCUCCAGUUCGAGGAGCUGGUGUACCUGUGGAUGGAGCGGCAGAAGUCGGGCGGCAACUACAGCCGGCACCGCGCGCAGACGGAGAAGCACGUGGUGCUGUGCGUCAGCUCCCUCAAGAUCGACCUGCUCAUGGACUUCCUCAACGAGUUCUACGCCCACCCUCGGCUGCAGGAUUACUACGUGGUGAUCCUGUGCCCCACGGAGAUGGACAUCCAGGUGCGGCGCGUGCUGCAGAUCCCCCUGUGGUCCCAGAGGGUCAUCUACCUCCAGGGCUCUGCACUCAAGGACCAGGACCUGAUGAGAGCCAAGAUGGACAAUGGAGAAGCUUGCUUCAUUCUCAGCAGCCGAAACGAGGUGGACAGAACAGCAGCUGACCACCAGACCAUCCUGAGAGCCUGGGCUGUCAAAGACUUUGCUCCAAACUGUCCUCUCUACGUGCAGAUCUUAAAGCCAGAAAAUAAAUUUCAUGUCAAGUUUGCAGAUCACGUGGUGUGUGAGGAGGAGUGCAAAUACGCCAUGCUGGCACUCAACUGUGUCUGCCCUGCCACCUCCACCCUCAUCACCCUGCUGGUGCACACCUCCCGUGGCCAGGAGGGCCAGGAGUCUCCGGAGCAGUGGCAGCGGAUGUACGGGCGCUGCUCGGGCAAUGAGGUCUAUCACAUCCGCAUGGGGGACAGCAAGUUCUUCAUGGAGUACGAGGGGAAGAGCUUCACCUACGCCGCCUUCCACGCCCACAAGAAGUACGGCGUCUGCCUGAUCGGCAUCCGGAGGGAGGAGAACAAGAGCAUCCUGCUGAACCCCGGCCCGAGGCACAUCAUGGCAGCGUCGGACACCUGCUUCUACAUCAACAUCACCAAGGAGGAGAACUCUGCCUUCAUCUUCAAGCAGGAGGAGAAGCAGAAGAAGAAGGGCUUUGCAGGCAGGGGCAGCUACGACGGCCCCUCCCGGCUGCCCGUGCACAGCAUCAUCGCCAGCAUGGGUACAGUGGCCAUGGACCUGCAGAACACCGAGUGCCGCCCCGCCAACAGCAGCAAGCUGGCCCUGCCCGCCGAGAACGGCUCGGGCACGCGGCGGCCCAGCAUCGCCCCCGUCCUGGAGCUGGCUGACACCUCCUCCCUGCUGCCCUGCGACCUCCUCAGUGACCAGUCCGAGGACGAGAUGACGCAGUCGGACGAGGAGGGCUCGGCAGUGCUGGAGUACGUGAAGGGCUACCCCCCAAACUCCCCCUACAUCGGGAGCUCCCCCACCCUGUGCCACCUCCUACCUGAGAAAGCCCCGUUCUGCUGCCUGAGGCUGGACAAGGGCUGCAAACACAACAGCUUUGAGGAUGCCAAAGCCUACGGCUUCAAGAACAAGCUGAUCAUCGUUUCUGCGGAGACGGCGGGGAACGGCCUCUACAACUUCAUCGUCCCGCUGCGCGCCUACUACCGCUCCCGCAAGGAGCUCAACCCCAUCGUGCUGCUGCUGGACAACAAGCCUGAGCACCACUUUCUGGAGGCCAUCUGCUGUUUCCCCAUGGUUUACUACAUGGAGGGCACCAUUGACAACCUGGACAGUUUGCUGCAGUGUGGCAUCAUCUACGCUGACAACCUGGUGGUGGUGGACAAGGAGAGCACCAUGAGCGCUGAGGAGGACUACAUGGCAGAUGCCAAGACCAUUGUCAACGUCCAGACCAUGUUCAGGCUCUUCCCCAGCCUCAGCAUUAUCACGGAGCUGACCCACCCCUCCAAUAUGAGGUUCAUGCAGUUCAGAGCAAAGGACAGCUACUCUCUGGCCCUUUCCAAGCUAGAAAAGAGAGAGCGAGAGAAUGGCUCCAACCUGGCCUUCAUGUUCCGGCUGCCCUUCGCCGCCGGGAGGGUCUUCAGCAUCAGCAUGUUGGACACGCUGCUCUACCAGUCGUUUGUGAAGGAUUACAUGAUCACCAUCACUCGGCUGCUGCUGGGCCUCGACACCACGCCGGGCUCCGGGUACCUCUGUGCGAUGAAGAUCACUGAGGAUGACCUGUGGAUCCGGACGUACGGGCGCCUCUUCCAGAAGCUCUGCUCCUCCAGUGCCGAGAUCCCCAUCGGCAUCUACAGGACGGAGUCGCACAUGUUCGCCACCUCCGAGCCCCACGACAUCCGAGCGCAGUCACAGAUCUCAAUCAAUGUUGAGGACUGCGAGGACACCAAGGACGUCAAGGAGCACUGGGGCAUCAAGACGAGCCACCACCGCAACUCGUGCUCCAGCGACCAGUCCGAGCACCCGCUGCUGCGGCGCAAGAGCAUGCAGUGGGCACGGCGGCUCAGCAGGAAGGGCAACAAGCACUCCAGCAAGACGGCCGAGUGGAUCAGCCAGCAGCGCCUCAGCCUGUACCGGCGCUCCGAGCGCCAGGAGCUGUCCGAGCUCGUCAAAAACCGUAUGAAGCACCUGGGCUUGCCCACCACCGGGUACGAUGAGAUGAACGACCACCAGAACACCUUGUCCUACGUCCUGAUCAACCCUCCCCCGGACACGCGACUGGAGCUCAAUGACAUUGUGUACCUGAUCCGCUCCGACCCGCUGGCCCACGUGGCCAACGACGGCCACAGCCGCAAGAGCAGCUGCAGCAACAAGCUGGGCUCCGGCAACCCCGAGACGCGCGACGAGACCCAGCUGUGAGCACGGCCGAGCGCCCCAGGGCUCCGGGGAAGGAGAGCACAGCACGGCCCAGCACGGCCCGGCCCGGCCCGGGGGGAGGCGGCUGCUGCCCGCCGUGCCCCGGAGAAGGCGAUGCCCAGCCUGGUGGGGGAUGCCCAGCCUGGCCGUGCCCACGGGAGGGAUUCCCGGAGCCCCGGGAAGGGCGGCACAGCCGGACGCAGCCGCAGCCGGUGGCCGCACGCCCCGGGGAUUUUAACUUUUUAUACCGAUACCGCAACUAGUGAGAAAGGCUCCGCUGGUGCUGGUGGGACGUGGCUGAGCCCAGACACUGACGGGAGCAGGGCUGUGCUUGGUGUCAGCCUGGAGGGUGCAGGUUGGUAAAGAUGAGAGGAAAUCUGCACCAAAGCCCUGCUCCUCUUCCUCCUCCUCCUCCUUCACCAGGUGUCCCCCUGGGUACCCAAACUCCUGCUCUGUCACUCACGUUCUUCAUCCUCGGCUGGGUUUCUGUUCUGGGUGGCCACAAGGACUCUGGUGGCCUUGGGACAGCCGGGAUGGAGGGGACAGGGCAUGGCAGGGCCCCCACGCCUUGGGGCACCUCCCAAACCAGGGCACCGAGAGCGGGGCCAGCUCUGCGGCAGAGCCUCGGAGCCCCUGGGGUUGUGUUCCUGCAGGGGCUGAGCUGCCCAGGGAUUUGGGAAUGCUGGGCUGGGCUGGGCUGGGCUGGGAUGUGGAGGUUUGGUGGCUCCACUCGCCCUUUCCAGCCAGGGCAGUCUGGGGUCCAACUCCCCGUGUGUCCUGGCCGUGUCCUGCUGUCCUUCCCCUCCCCACGGUCACAGCUCGGUGACACCGUUAUGGCAGCAGGUUCUGCCUGUCCCCCUGGCCACCCCUGGCAGCUCCAGUCCCCCUGCUCGACUCUGUCCCCCCUGUGGCUUCCCCUGCAGCAGAGGUGCAUGAACGUCCCCCCUGACCUGCAGGGACCUGGCACCACCACAAACUCCAGAUGUGUUUCCAUUCUGCUUUUGCACAUUCUACACCUUCGAUGUGGAAAGGGUUUAUUUGACUGCCAGGUGAAUAACUGAGUUGUUAACUUUCUAUACUUUCAUGUUCAUAUCUUACAAUUCCAAUGUGAUUUUUUUUUGGGUUUUUUUAGCAAGGAGCUUGUAAAGCACAACAUGGCCAUGAAAUCCCAUCAGCUUCCUGCACUCACUGAAUGGUUUAUUGCCAUUACCAUUCACUGUUUGCUCCCCAAUGCACCCCCAAUCAAUGUUUACAAAGAAAACAAAACAGAAAACAAGCCAAAACCUGAUUUAAAUGAGUUUUAAACAGCUGGGGAGGUGCCCCAGCCUGUGGGGAUGUGCCAUCCUGCCCCUGGCCCUGAGGGAGGGCAGAGGUACCCAGGGUAGGACCAGUGCCAGGGCUGGUAUCACCUCGAGAGGGGGUUGAGAGAGACCUGCAGUGCCUGGAUGAGGUUUGGGGUCCAGCUUUUAUUUUUUUUUAUUGUUUUUUUUUUCCUGAAGUGCCAGGCCUGGUGAGGUACCACAGGUAAAAGCAAAGAGUGCAUCCCUCCCACCCUGCUGAGCUGUGGCCAUGAACAGAACUGCCUUUAAAGCUUUUUUGGGUUGUUCUGAUGGAUUUUUAGUGAUUAGUUUUGGAUCUCUUUGGUUUAGGCAGGCACAAUGUUUUAUUUAUUUCUGUUUGCAGUGUCACAUGCCAAAUCUAUCAUUUAAAAACAGCAAAAAGAAAUUAUAGGCUAAAAAGUGGGUGUGGUUGAAAUCCAGAAGGACACGUGGGCUCUUGCUAGCUUGCAGCCUCAGGAUGCUCAGAUCAUGGAGUGUGAUUGUAUUUAAGUGUCUGCAUUUAAUAUGGAUCAUUUUCCAAACCCCACUUUGCUUUCGAGGGAGAGUGGAACAAAACAGUAUUACAGGUUAAAAAAAAGCCAGCAAACAACCAAAAGCCCAGCCCAAAUAAAACAAAAGGUGUGAUUAUUUGAAUAUAUUUACUGGGAACAUUUUUAUCCUUUUUUGUUUGCUUGGCUGUGAGCUGCGUGUGAGAGCGCAGGGAAGUGAGCGCAGCUCCUCAGCUCAACCCUCCCAUGGCAAGAAAAUAGAAUUUCUUUUAAAAACCCUUAAUUUACUUAAAUGCCACCCCCAGCCCUGAGCAGCCAGGUCAGCCAUGUGGCCAAACCCAGGGUCUGUGUUCCAGAGGCUCCCCUGGCUGUGGUGCUGGGUCCCUCCAGCUCCUGCCUGCCCUCAGUCCGAGGAGAAAAUAAUCCCAAGAGGAAACCACGUGCCAAAAGGACUGAGGCCUCUGUGUGGUUUGUGAUACUAUCAAAAUGCCCUGGAUAUUCCUGUUUUUUGACAAUGCUUCUGUUUGUUCAGUGUACAAAGUCCCUGCCUUUGAAACGGAAGCUCCGUGUACAAAGCCUCGGGUUCCUCCUCUGGUGUAAAUUUCCAGCCAACCUUCCCGUGGGAUGGGGAAACCCUGUAAAUACUCACCUGUGGCCAAUGCAAGUCUGAGAACCAAGGGUUCAUUUUUCUAAUUCCUUAGCCUCAGUCACAAUACUAAUGUAAAAACAAAAGCAGUUUAUUUUUCUAAUGGUCCUGGAAACGUCGAUGCAGCGACCAAGAGCCGCUGAGAGGGCCCACAAGGAGCUUCCAUGGGAGCAGGAGAAUGGCUGCUGCUUCCAGCCAUGGAAAAAUCCCAUUUUUUACAGGAAAUAGUUGUGUUCCAAUGCAGAGACCUGGCAGGCCCUGGGGGAUGCAGAAACGAGGACAGCUGGGAUGUUUUGGGGUUUUCCAGCAGCGGCUCCGGCGCACGUUCCGUGUCCACUAACGGUUUGAUAGGCUCAGUAUGGACUAAACCCACAUAUCCUGCAUUAAACUCAACUACUCCAACCAAUUAUGAGCAUAUUUAUUUCCUGUUAUCCCCCUUUUUAUUUAACCUCUAUAGGACAGGACAGUUUUAUUCCAAGCUCAGCUCCUGCAUGGAUUUUUAUCAGCAACAGCGACUCCCGUGGUUCCUCUCGGAGGCCGAGUUUGGGAGCUGCUCUGCUGGGAUCAGCCAGCCAGGGGAGAGGGUUUUGUACAAUUCCUGUGAAGAUGCUUCACAUUUCUGUAAAGAUAAAUGACAAUAAAAGAGCUGCAUGCAGCAACAGGAGA
Molecule: messenger RNA, 6726 nt
Organism: Serinus canaria (Common canary)
Lineage: Eukaryota; Metazoa; Chordata; Aves; Passeriformes; Fringillidae
Gene: KCNT1
Product: potassium sodium-activated channel subfamily T member 1
Exons: 30
Coding region: 80-3589 (1169 amino acids)
Biological process (GO): potassium ion transport
Cellular component (GO): membrane
Molecular function (GO): intracellular sodium-activated potassium channel activity
Source: RefSeq, a predicted model, not a curated record